Plodia interpunctella (Indianmeal moth) is the source of this 2264-nucleotide messenger RNA. RefSeq lists its product as uncharacterized. Bases 145 to 2226 code for a protein of 693 amino acids. NCBI's taxonomy places the organism in Eukaryota, Metazoa, Arthropoda, Insecta, Lepidoptera, Pyralidae. The transcript is spliced from 8 exons. The record is from RefSeq and is a predicted model, not a curated record. Gene Ontology annotation, molecular function: RNA binding. Gene Ontology annotation, biological process: rRNA processing. Gene Ontology annotation, cellular component: nucleus.
UCGGUCGGAGAUUAGGGGGGUAACAUUUGUUCAUGUUUGUUCAGCAGCAGCUGAUAGUUGUUGCUAAUGAGGUUAUUUUAUCAAGUUAUAACACGUGAUAAUUUGUAAAUAUUAUCCUAAACUUGAAUUAUUAAAUAAACCACAAUGGGUGAUAUUCUUAAAGAUUCACGAUUUACAAAAUAUCUCAAUGAUCCACGUUACCGACAGAUUCCUAAGCAUGAACGUAAGGUUAAAAUUGAUAAAAGAUUCCAAUCUAUGUUUAGUGACGAUAAAUUCAAAGUUAAAUACACUGUGGAUAAACGUGGACGUCCAAUUAACGAAACGUCUGUAGAAAACUUAAGAAAGUAUUAUGACUUAGAGGAAUCUGACCACAGUUCUGAUCACAGCGACGAAGAAAAUGAGAAAACAGAGGUUGAUCAAGAAACUAACGAAGCAAACCAAGCAGCUGGUCGUUUCGUUAAGCGGCCCCAAAGCGAAGACAUAGAUGUAGAGAACACUCUAAAGUCAUCUCAAAAUGACAAGUUGGUCCGUGGAAAGUUAGACAAGAAAACUAAAGAGAGACUUUUGGAUCUUGACAUAGACUAUGCUCGCGGGGAAGGUGUCCUUGCCUCUGACAGUUCAUCUGAUGAGGACAGCACAGAUUUUGAAGAAGACACUGAGUUGGAGCAUGAAUGGGGAGAGCUAGAUGCGGAUGCAGAUACUACCGAUGAGUCCACAAAAAGGAUAGCAAUCUGCAACAUGGAUUGGGAUAACAUUAAGGCUGUGGAUCUCAUGGUGCUUUUAAGUUCAUUUUUACCUUCUGGUGGAGUAAUACACAAAGUUACUAUUUACCCAUCUGAGUUUGGCUUGAAAAGAAUGCAGGAAGAGGAAGUGAGGGGACCUAUUGAGCUGACUGAGAAAUCUGAACAAAAUGAAUUAUCUGGAGACGAGGGUCAUGAGGAAGGUUCAACAUAUCACAUGGAAAAGCUACGUCGCUACCAAUUAAAUCGGCUGAAAUACUAUUAUGCUGUGGUUGAAUGUGAUAGUGCUGCUACUGGUGACAAACUGUACGGCGAGUGUGACGGAAUGGAGUAUGAGAGUAGCGCGACCAAACUAGACAUGAGAUUUGUUCCUGAUGAUGUUACAUUUGAUCAGGAACCUAGGGAAGUAUGUACAAAGUUACCAGAUCUUACUAAAUACAAACCAAGAUUAUUCACGACAACAGCUUUACAACAAGCUAAAGUAGAGCUGACAUGGGACACGACCAAUCCGAAUCGUGCGCAGGCGAUUCGCAGUGCUUUGGAUGGCAAAAUUGAUGACCUUGAUCUGAAAGACUACUUGGCGUCUAGCAGUGAAGAUGAAAAUUCUGCUGAAGAAAACAAUGAUUCCUUUUCGGAAAAAGAUGAUGAAGAUCCUAUACAGAAAUACAAAUCUUUAUUGGAAGAAAUUGAAAAUAAAGAAGAUAAGAAAAGUAAUAAAGAUAUGGAAAUGGAAAUAACUUGGGGACUAGGAAUCAAAGACAAGGCAGAGGAAUUAGUUAAAAAGAAGUUAAAUGAAGAGAACAAAGACUUAACCCCAUUUGAAAAGUUGCUGAAGAAGAGAAAAGAAAAGAAAAAACAAAAGAAAUUGAAGAAUAAACAGAAGAAUGAGAAAACUGACUAUUCAUCUGAAGAGGAGAAUAGUUCGUCUGAUGAAGUACCAUCUGAUGUAGAUUUAAAUGACCCUUAUUUUGCUGAAGAGCUGAAUAAACCAGAAUUUAAGAAACCCAGAAAGCCUAACAUAAAAGUGAACCAACCUUUGAAGGAUGAGGAGGAAGAAAAAAGAAAAGCAGAAUUAGAAUUACUUCUAGACGAUGAAGAUGAUGGCAAAGCUCAUUUCAGUUUGAAAAAGAUACAAGAGUCUGAAAAUACCACAAAGAAAUCGAGAAGGAAAAAGAAAUUGCAUGAAAAAAUGAUGAAACAGAAACAAGAACAGAAACAGACGUUACCCGAUUUCGAAAUUAACCUAAACGAUAAUAGAUUUUCUGCGAUUUAUAAUUCACAUCACUUCAAUAUUGAUCCAUCAAAUCCCAAUUUCAAAAAAACUAAGAAUAUGGAAAAGCUUAUUGAAGAAAAAUUACGAAGGCGACCCGCCGAUACUCCUGUUGAAGCAGACUACGGUCAGCCUAAAAAGUCUAAACAAGAUGCAGAAUUAAGCCUUUUGGUAAAAAAUAUAAAGCGUAAAACAAAACAUGUUAUGAAGAAAUAGAAUUGGUACCUAUUAUAAAUUAAAUCAUUGUAAAUAUC